Tuber aestivum (summer truffle) is the source of this 2293-nucleotide messenger RNA. Lineage: Eukaryota; Fungi; Ascomycota; Pezizomycetes; Pezizales; Tuberaceae. The record is from the annotation of a GenBank genome assembly.
GCUCGUGAGACUGGGUACAAGCACCCUAAACAUCUAUCCUCGCUUUCAAUCUGUUUCUACACUUUCUUGUUACGCACUGGUAUCCGUCUAGUCUAUUCUAUUUUUUGCAACGAAAAGUUCCCUUUCUUCCCUACCCUCCUCUCAGUUUAAUCCAGCCCAGCUUCCGUCCGGAGCCGCUCCAACUUUAGCUCUGAGCAUACGGUUGUCUCUGUUACGUGGACAGCAAACCUCCUCUGCCGUUUCCCCAACUGAACUCCAAAUACCGACGAAACUCCUGAGGAUAUCCGUGUUCACCGCUCCGUUGCCCGUAUCUCUGCCUGCCCUUCCCGGGCCAAACUCCCAUACGAGUAGGAGCGAGACACUCGGAGCUCUCCUACUCGAUCCCAAUCCGGAAAUGAAGGCACCAGCACUGGCCCUAAGAGCGAACCCUACGGGCGCAGAUGCUUGCUUGAGGUGGAGUCACCAAUCGGCACUUGUCAGGGAUACGAUUUAUAUCUACGGUGGCCAGGCGAGGGGGAGCUCGGAUCAGGACAGUGAUACUUGGAGUAGGCUAUUUCAUCCGAGGUUGUGUCUAUGGGGCAGGGCUGAUCUUAACAGAUAACAACUUCUUGACUCUCUCAUUGACAAAUGAUUGGGAUGCGGGAUCGCCGCCUUUGAAGGCGUUGCCUCAGCCGAAGGGGCCACCUGCUGUUGCAAAUGGGUGAGUGCGAGUUCACUUGUGUUCGCGAAAGGUUGCUAACCGGUGGUAUAGGUAUCUGUGGCAUAGUAACAACAAUCUUUACCUUUAUGGCGGCCUUUUCUCCGACAAACCCGUUGCGAAGCCAACGGCGUUCUCAAUAUGGAAGUACGAUAUCGCUGCCGAGGAAUGGUCCGAUAUUACAUCCAAGACCUCCGUUUCUAGCGAUUCCGGCAAUAAACGAAUCGAGAGAGCAGCUGAAGGGGCGGGAAUUAGCGUUCCCCAGCAGAGCAAGGGGUACUACUUUGGUGGCCACCUCGACGCUUAUACAACCGAGGGAUGGAGCGUUCAGACUACGAGGGUAUACUUGAAGAGUUUGUUAGAGUUUGACAUGGAGGGAAAUGUUUUCCGAAAUGUCACCGAGCAUGGUUUAGAGAAAGCAGGUGUUCCCGAGAGGGCCGAUGGCGUGCUGUUAUUUGUAAGCACCCCGAAAGCCACAGCUUUUCGACCACAGGCUGACUCGGCCUCUGUUAGGUUCCUUGGGGUGAGGAGGGUAUACUAGUCGCUCUUGGAGGUGGUACCAAUGAUACUUUCUCACAGCUUAAUAUUGUCGAUGUUUAUGACAUCUCUAAAACCCAGUGGACGAAACAAGCCACAAAUGGACCAACCCCAAAGUACAGGGUCAACCCUUGUGCUGCUGUUGCCUCCGCCGCCGAUGGGAGCUCACACAAUAUCUAUUUCUUUGGGGGUCAAAAUCUGGUGCCUUUUGCAGAACAAAAGCAAUACGAUGACUCCUGGAUUCUUACUAUCCCAUCCUUUACAUGGAUUCAAGUAGAUACAAGUGGGCAGAAUGUACCUCCUGCCAGAGCAGGUCACUCAUGCGAAAUGUAUGGAGGAAAUAUGAUCGUUAUCGGAGGAUACGUGGGCCAGGAACUUUCUUGUGAUAGCCCUGGGAUAUAUGUUUUCAAUGCCUCAGGCGCAUCCUGGACGAAGGGGUUUGUCGCAUCGACAGCCAAAGGUAGUAGGGGCGAAUCCAACGCGGCGUUGGCGGGGCCGGCUGGGUACAAAGUUCCUCAAGUUGUGAUUGAUAUCAUUGGUGGCGAUGCAUAUGGUGGUGCAAGGGUAACCAAACCGGCUCGUGCUCCAGACGAGAAUUCGCCUGUUGCUUCCGGAAAACCUGGUGACUAUAAAUAUACCACCAUCUCUCUACGCCCGACAGGAACGAUCGCUACAAUUACGGGCGCAGAUGGCUCGGUGACCACCUCCACCUCCACCGAUGGCUCUGGGGGGAGUAGUGGUAGCGGUUCUGCAUCCUCUCCAAAGAUCGGAGCAAUUGUAGGUGGUGCAGUUGGUGGAAUUGCAUGCCUAGUCGCCCUUGUUCUUAUAGGUGCCUAUAUAUGGUACCGCAAGAAAAUACGAGAGCUCCGUGAGUCCAGUGCGAGACUCGCCGAGAGUAACGGUCACUCGAGACGGUUGAGCGAAACUGGUCUUAAAGAGAACAGUGGCACCCUCAGGGGUAUGGGGGAAAAUGAGAGUGCGGUGGAUCUCCUCAGUGAAGAGCCGUCAUUCUGGGGUGUUUUAUUGAGUCCUAGGAGAAGCCUUAGGGUCGUCAAUCAU